ACUUAAAUUUUUAGGCCCCCUUCUUCCUUACUAAUCGAUUAGCAGCAAUAGAAACGUUCCUAUUGUUAGAAAAUAUUACAAAAAAUUGCAUAACCGCACUUUUUUCCAAACAUGCCAUAACCUAAAAAAACUACCGGGUCAAUGUAAACACCACGGUUUCACCCAGCACCAUACAAAAAAUGAAACUAAACGUCGAUGGCUUAAUCGUGUACUUCCCCUAUGACUACAUCUACCCCGAGCAGUAUGCCUACAUGUGCGAGCUCAAGCGGGCCCUGGACGCCAAAGGCCACUGCCUUUUGGAAAUGCCCUCAGGGACGGGUAAGACCACCACCAUUCUCUCCCUCGUUGUUGCAUACAUGCUCGAGCACCCCCAUGACGUCCGCAAGUUGAUCUACUGCUCUCGUACUGUCCCCGAAAUCGAGAAAGUUAUGGAAGAAUUGAAAAAACUGCUCGAGUAUUAUGAGAAGUUGGACGGGGAGUACCCCCAUCUCCUGGGGCUGGUUUUGUCCUCACGGAAGAAUCUAUGUAUUCACCCGGAAGUGAGUACUGAGCGCGAGGGUAAGAUUGUGGACGGAAAAUGCCACGCACUAACGGCGAGUUACAUAAGGGAGAGGCACAAUUACGAUGAUACAACUCCCAUUUGUCAGUAUUACGAAGGUUUCGCUUUGGAUGGCAAAGAAAGUACGAUGCCGUUUGGGGUUUACAGUAUAGAUGAUUUGAAACAGUACGGACGGGACCGCAACUGGUGCCCCUAUUUCCUGUCUCGUUUUGUGAUAAGUUACGCGAAUAUCGUAGUCUACAGUUACCACUAUUUACUAGACCCCAAGAUCGCCGAAGUCGUCUCCAAAGAGCUGACACGAGAGUCAGUUGUUAUUUUCGAUGAGGCUCACAAUAUCGAUAAUGUUUGCAUCGACUCAAUGAGUGUGAAAAUCAACAAACGAAUUAUCGAUCGAGCUUCCGCCAACAUCCAGUUAUUGGAACGUACUGUGGCCGAGAUGCGUGAAGACGAUCACAAAAAAUUGCAAGAAGAAUAUCAGAGAUUAGUUGAGGGGCUGCGCGACGCUAGCGUGGCGCGAGACACUGACGUCAUUUUGGCCAAUCCGGUCUUGCCCGACGCCAUCCUCCAGGAGGCCGUCCCUGGAAAUAUUCGCAACGCCGAGCACUUUGUCAGUUUCCUGAAACGUUUCCUCGAAUACCUCAAAACUCGGCUGCGAGUCCAGCACGUGGUGCAAGAAAGCCCUGCUGGAUUUUUAAAAGACGUCCAAUCCAAAGUCUGUAUUGAACGAAAACCGUUACGUUUCUGUGCUGAACGCUUGGCAUCUCUGUUGAGAACUUUGGAAAUAUCAGACUUGACCGACUUCAGUCCGGUCAUUUUAGUCACACAUUUGGCCACUUUGGUGGCCACUUAUACGAAAGGUUUUACGAUAAUCGUAGAACCGUUUGAUGAUAAGACACCGACGGUGUCAAACCCGAUCUUACAUUUCAGUUGUUUGGAUUCGUCGAUUGCCAUAAAACCGGUUUUUGAUCGGUUUCAAACCGUGGUUAUAACCUCUGGAACCCUAUCCCCUCUAGAUAUGUACCCCAAGAUUUUGAACUUCCAUCCUGUGAUCAUGUCUUCGUUCACUAUGACGUUGGCCAGGCCUUGUUUGCUACCAAUGAUCGUGUCAAAAGGCAACGACCAAGUCGCAAUUUCGUCAAAAUUCGAGACACGCGAAGACAAUGCUGUUAUCCGAAACUACGGCCAACUCUUGGUCGAAAUAGCCGCCAAUGUCCCCGACGGAAUCGUCUGUUUCUUCACCUCUUAUCUCUACCUGGAAUCGGUCGUGGCCAGUUGGUACGACCAAGGCGUCAUCGACAGCCUCCAAAGAUACAAACUCCUCUUCAUCGAGACCCAAGACUCGGCAGAAACGAGCUUCGCCCUCAUGUACUACAUCAAAGCUUGCGAGUCGGGCCGCGGGGCCGUGCUGCUCUCCGUCGCGCGGGGCAAAGUCUCCGAAGGGGUCGACUUCGACCACCACCUGGGGCGCGCAGUCCUCAUGUUCGGCAUUCCCUACGUGUACACCCAGAGCCGCAUCCUCAAAGCGCGCCUCGACUACCUUCGGGACCAGUUCCAGAUCCGGGAGAACGAUUUUUUGACCUUUGACGCCAUGAGACACGCGGCCCAGUGCGUGGGGAGGGCUAUCAGGGGCAAGACCGACUACGGUAUCAUGAUUUUCGCCGAUAAGAGGUUUUCCAGGUCGGAUAAGCGGUCAAAGUUGCCCAAGUGGAUCCAGGAGCAUUUGAAGGACUCUCUGACGAAUCUGUCGACGGAGGAGGCGGUCCAGAUUGCCAAGCGGUGGUUGCGACAGAUGGCGCAGCCGUUCACUAGGGAGGACCAGUUGGGGGUGUCUUUGCUCACUUUGGAGCAGUUGCAGAAUUUGGAGGCGAGUAAAAUCCAAGAGCAGGCGCAACAAAAUUGAUUUGUUAUUAUUUUUUACGUAAUAAAGUAUUUUCAAGAAAAAAUGUUU
This is a messenger RNA of Tribolium castaneum (red flour beetle), 2507 nucleotides long. It is a transcript of the gene Xpd, whose product is annotated as Xeroderma pigmentosum D. Gene Ontology annotation, cellular component: nucleus. Bases 180 to 2459 code for a protein of 759 amino acids. Gene Ontology annotation, molecular function: DNA helicase activity; ATP binding; damaged DNA binding. The record is from RefSeq and is a predicted model, not a curated record. Lineage: Eukaryota; Metazoa; Arthropoda; Insecta; Coleoptera; Tenebrionidae. The transcript is spliced from 10 exons. Gene Ontology annotation, biological process: nucleotide-excision repair; transcription by RNA polymerase II; positive regulation of mitotic recombination.